AUGGCUGAAGGCCUGCGGACCACCCCAGCUGGGGACCUGGACAAGUUCAUCAGUGAAUUCCUCCAGCCCAACCGCCAUUUCCUGGAUCAAGUAAAGAAAGCCGUAGACACCAUAUGCUCCUUCCUGAAGGAAAACUGCUUCCGGAAUUCUCCCAUCAAGGUGCUCAAGGUGGUUAAGGGCGGUUCUUCUGCCAAAGGCACAGCUCUACAAGGGCGCUCGGAUGCCGACCUUGUGGUGUUCCUCAGCUGCUUCCGCCAGUUCUCUGAGCAAGGCAGCCACCGGGCAGAGGUCAUCUCAGAGAUCCGGGCACAGCUGGAGGCGUGCCAGCAGAAGCAGAAGUUCGAUGUCAAGUUUGAGAUCUCCAACAGGAAGAAUCCCCGAGUCCUCAGCUUCUCCCUGACAUCCCAGACACUGCUGGACCAGAGCGUGGACUUUGACGUGCUGCCGGCCUUUGACGCCCUCGGUCAGCUGAGGCCCGGCUCAAGGCCUGAUCCCCAGGUCUACAAGGACCUAAUCCACAGCUACAGCAACGCAGGCGAGUUCUCUACCUGCUUCAGGGAGCUGCAGCGUGACUUCAUUAGCACCCGUCCCACCAAACUCAAGAGCUUGAUCCGGCUGGUGAAGCACUGGUACCAACAGUGCAACAAGAUGGUCCAGGGGAAGGGCUCCUUGCCACCCCAGCAUGGGCUGAAGCUCCUGACCGUGUACGCCUGGGAGCAGGGCAGCCAGAAUCCCCAGUUCAACAUGGCGGAGGGCUUCCGCACUGUGCUGGAGCUGGUUGGCCAGUACCGCCAACUGUGCAUCUAUUGGACCGUCAACUACAACGCUGAGGACAAAGCCAUGGGUGACUUCCUGAAGCUGCAACUUCAGAAGCCCAGACCCAUCAUCCUGGAUCCAGCUGACCCCACAGGCAACCUGGGCCGCAAUGCCCGCUGGGACCUGCUUGCCCAGGAGGCUGCAGCCUGCACAUCUGCCCUGUGCUGCAUGGACAAGGACGGCACCCCCAUCAAGCCGUGGCUGGUGAAGGCUUCUGUAUGACGUCCAGAAAGAUCAGUGGUCACAUCAGCUGAGAGAAAAUGACACCAGCCCUCAGUAUGGGAGACUUGGAGUAUUGGGCCAGAUGUGUGUGUGUGUGUGUGUGUGUGUGUGUGUGUG
Molecule: messenger RNA, 1155 nt
Organism: Microtus oregoni (creeping vole)
Lineage: Eukaryota; Metazoa; Chordata; Mammalia; Rodentia; Cricetidae
Product: 2'-5'-oligoadenylate synthase 3-like
Exons: 7
Coding region: 1-1038 (345 amino acids)
Biological process (GO): regulation of ribonuclease activity; defense response to virus; negative regulation of viral genome replication
Cellular component (GO): cytosol; nucleoplasm; membrane
Molecular function (GO): double-stranded RNA binding; 2'-5'-oligoadenylate synthetase activity
Source: RefSeq, a predicted model, not a curated record